CCGGCUUCUGCAGUCUGCUGCGGUCGCUCCUCUAGUAAUGGCUUUUAUAUGUAUUAUCUGAGUGUUAAAUUCAUAUUUUGAGUGAGUUUGUGUUGUGGGAUGACGAUUGAGAACGAUUAAACGCGAAUAUGGACACUUCUACCAGCAGCUAACAGACAAGCAAACUGCAAAAGGUAGCCACAAGAACAUGCUUUGUGGUGCAGGCCUUAGACAUGCCAGCUGAUUGGACAAAUGGGCUUAUAAAAGACAAAUGCCUGCUUUGGAUCUGGGGUGGAAAAGGGCCCACCACUUGGUUAUUUUGACUUUCUUGAAACAUGCUGUUGCUGGUGAAGAAUUGGCCUGUCCACAAGCACUUCUCCCUUGGGGGAAUCCAGUCUUCUGUGUUGGAGGCUCCAGUGACUAGAAGCAUUCCUGUUGAAGUGGCCCCUAAUACGGUUCCUGGGAAAAGCCUGAAUGCCUGCAAGCCUAGGUUUUCCCCUUCACGACAGUAUGUAAAAGGAGGCUUUUCCAGCAGCUAUGAACCUAUGUCUCAUACUCGCAGUGCACCAAGUGUCUUGGAUAGCAUUUCAUUGCUUAAACUCCUGGGUUCAGACAAUGUAGUCAGACAAGAUUCCUACAGCUGGUCUCCUCAGGAUGGCUCUGGACUGCAAGGAGUUUCUGCUCCACUUGCUUCCACACCAGUACGAGGUGGACGCUCCAAUUCCUUGUCCAUCCUGUCUCAAAGCUCUAGUCGGUCUACCCCUGACUCUGUUAAAUCUUUAUCACCUUUUGAUGUUUCUGGCCUGCCCACCAGUGAGCAAAGCUCCUCAAACAUGUUUACAGUGAGCUCUCGACCGCUCUGGCCUUCAAUUGGGAGGAGCCUCUUCAGCUUUCUUCCACUGGAUCCUCAGGAAGUUCCCGUUGUCUCUUUACUGCUACUUAUCAGGGCAGCUCUGGGCCACAACUAGCAGAAGGUUCCAGCCAGCUUGUUUCUACAAGUGGUUUGCUCACCCAGCCUCCAAAUGCUGAAAGCCAGAAUACCUCUGGAUCCUCAUGCCAAGCUUGUUACUUCACCCCUAGGUUUUAGUCAGGCUACCAGUGGUAAAAGCUCUUACAGUCCGUAGACAUCAAGCUUCCAGAGCAGGGAUGGCACUCAACUGGUAGCUUCCCCUCAAUAUGUACCAGGACCAGCUUUUUCCUUUGGUGCAAAAAAUUUCCAGCCACUACCAUCAAGCAACGCUGAGAGGUUCUCUCUCCAAGCCAGUCAUCUCAGAGGUGGCAACCUUCAAUCAUUAACUAUUUCACCGCCAGUGUUUUUUAAAAAAGUUGUCAGCCACCGCCAGCAUUUUUGAUGAUUUUUCACCUAAC
Messenger RNA from Onychostoma macrolepis, 1347 nucleotides. RefSeq lists its product as uncharacterized. Bases 315 to 947 code for a protein of 210 amino acids. The record is from RefSeq and is a predicted model, not a curated record. NCBI's taxonomy places the organism in Eukaryota, Metazoa, Chordata, Actinopteri, Cypriniformes, Cyprinidae. The transcript is spliced from 5 exons.